Messenger RNA from Cydia splendana, 768 nucleotides. It is a transcript of the gene Dak1, whose product is annotated as UMP-CMP kinase. The coding region runs from base 98 to 733 and encodes 211 amino acids. The record is from RefSeq and is a predicted model, not a curated record. Lineage: Eukaryota; Metazoa; Arthropoda; Insecta; Lepidoptera; Tortricidae. Gene Ontology annotation, biological process: 'de novo' pyrimidine nucleobase biosynthetic process; UDP biosynthetic process; CDP biosynthetic process. The transcript has a single exon. Gene Ontology annotation, molecular function: UMP kinase activity; ATP binding. Gene Ontology annotation, cellular component: nucleus; cytoplasm.
UAACGUCACUUCAAUCACGUCUCUCAAGGUUAUAGCAUUGCGCAUGUUUUAUAAAAUAAAUUAAUUUCAACGAAGUAAAUUAGUCACUCUCCGUUUGAUGCUAGAUCGAGUGCUCCGUCGCUUUUCAGUUUUAUUCAACAAGAUGGUGCCAGAAGUGGUGUUUGUGCUGGGAGCUCCCGGCUCCGGCAAAGGGACGCAGUGCUCCUUGAUCUCUAAAGAAUACGAUUACGUGCACUUGUCCGCGGGGGAUCUGCUGCGCGAGGAGCGGCAGCGGCCCGGCUCCGAGUACGGAGAGAUGAUCGAGGAAAAAAUCCGUAAUGGCGAGAUCGUGCCCGUGGAGGUUACUUGCUCGCUCAUACACAAGGCCAUGCAGAAAUCCGGCAAGACGCGCUUCCUUAUCGACGGCUUCCCGCGCAACAAGGACAACUUAGAUGGCUGGGAACGCGUGAUGACUGACAAAACGAAGCUUCAGUUUAUACUUUUCUUUGAGUGUUGUCGGGAUCUGUGCACGGAGCGGUGCCUGGGGCGCGGCGCGGCGGGUAGCGGCCGCUCGGACGACAACCUCGAGAGCUUGCAGAAGAGAUUCAACACGUACCUGAAUGACACCAUGCCUAUCAUAGACCACUACGACCGCCUCGGCCUAGUGCGUCGAAUCAACGCUGAAAUUAGUCCCGCAGAAGUGUUUGAGAGUGUCAAAAAAGUGUUCACAGCCGUUGAGAAGAGUGAAAGUUAAUUUAAUUAACUUUAUGAAUAAAUAGGUCAAUCUUA